AGCAAACAGGCAAAAUAGAAUAUAUUACAAUGGUGACUGCAGUAUUGUUUGUGAAUCAGGCAACGCCGACUACGAUUACACAAUUUCAUGACAUGAUAAUGAAUCAACUCCCGGAAACAUUACCACCGUGGGAAUUUGAACUUGGAAUAUUUUUGAAUAACAAGUAUUCAAAGCCAUUGAACUUGGAUUCAAAACAGAUCCCAAACAGGUACUUGUACACUCUACAGCUUUCGUAUUUGAACGACGAAGAAAGAGGUAAUAGAAUGAUCAGCAUCAUCAAUAAUAACAAAAGUGUUGUUACGAGUGUUCCUAACUCAACUCAUAUCAUCAAUAGAUUGGAAUCAUUUACAACCAAGGGCUUAAACUAUUACAGAGAGAAAGAUGAGAGUGUUAAUGACAAAGCAGAGUCAAUAGAAAAAGACUUUGUUGGUACCAAGCUGAAAGGGGAACAUGAGGUAAUAGAUCCUGAAGGUGAUAUUACUAUGAACGGCGAGAAAGAAACUGAAAUUGUUGACUUACAAAACGGAAGCAAAACUGGAAGCAAAACCGGAAGCGAUCUUGAAAUAGAGGAUGAUUUAAUCAUGAAUAGGUUUGAAGAAAAUUCUUUGGAUGAAAUGAGAAGACGGAAAAAACUACUCAAACAUAUCCAGAACGGUUGCUGUAACAAUCUCAGCGUUCAAACGAAUGAAAAUCUAGAGUUCAUGCUUGUCUCCAAACUUCAGAGUCUUUGGACGUUAAAACAAACAGUAAGGGGACAAGGUGGUGUAGGCUACAUUAUAAAUGUCGAACUUGAAGAAGGAAAUAGUGUGGGAGCAUCCCAAGAUGGCAAGAAAGCCAGAGCACAGGAGAAGUUUAGAUUAAGAACAAGCAAUUGCUUGUUACAUGGCACCUUUAAAGGGUUUUUGAUUGAAAUUGAGCAUUUAGAUCAAGAUAUGGAAAGAAUAGAGAUUGACAACGAACUGAAAAAUAUUAGUGAAACCGAGAGGAAGAAUAGACUGAUUUUAAGAUUUAGCAGGAGUAUAAGUAUGAUAAAAUCAUUAAUUGAAACCUAUAAGUUUCCCAACGGUAACUUAUGCUUCAAUGUUUUAAGUGAAUCUAAACUCGACUAUCUAAGUGAUUUAUGCCAGCAAUACUGUGACGCCUUGCAAUUCUAAAUCAGAGACUGAGAAGAAAGCUAAAGCACUACUCUAUAUAAUGUAUCAUAAGUUCGUAUAAAAUGUAUAAAAUAAGUUUUAAAUACAGAGUAUUUUUAGGAAUUAAAGCAUGAAAGAAGC
Messenger RNA from Pichia membranifaciens NRRL Y-2026, 1274 nucleotides. RefSeq lists its product as hypothetical. Gene Ontology annotation, molecular function: transcription coregulator activity. The record is from RefSeq and is a predicted model, not a curated record. The coding region runs from base 30 to 1154 and encodes 374 amino acids. Gene Ontology annotation, cellular component: mediator complex. Lineage: Eukaryota; Fungi; Ascomycota; Pichiomycetes; Pichiales; Pichiaceae. Gene Ontology annotation, biological process: regulation of transcription by RNA polymerase II. The transcript has a single exon.